AUGGCACCCCUCAAGCCCCACUGGAUUUCGCCCUCGCACCCCGAGAUCCAAGAAGUCAUCAUCAACGAGGCCGAGUUCACCUCCAUGUCCCGCUCCCGCGUGACCCUGCCCCCCUUCGCCCUCUACGCCAAAAUGUCAUUCCCGCCCUGCACCCUGGCCGAGGAGCCGACCUACGCCACGGUGCAGAUCGGCCGGGACCGACACCUGAACCUCAACAGUGACCUGUUGUACAUCAACCACUCGUGCGACCCCUCACUCAUCUUCGACACGGCCAACCUGGCCAUCCUCGUCGGGCCAAAGGGGAUCCGAGCCGGCGAGGAGUUAACCUUCUUCUACCCGUCCACCGAGUGGCGCAUGGCCCAGCCCUUUGCUUGCCUGUGCGGUGCUGCCACUUGCCGCGGAACCAUCUCGGGCGCCGAGGCAAUGUCGACCUGUGACCUCGAGGGCGUCUGGCUCAACGGUUUCAUCCGCGAGAUGCUCGAGGAACGUGAUGCCGCCGCCGCUUACAAGGCCAAAGGCAAUGGCAAUGUCGACGGUAACGGGACGGUCGCAAAGGCCCGCCAGACUGACAAGGCGCUUCAGGACGCCGUCUUCCAGGCCGAGCGUCUGGUCGAAGCCACCAGGACUGCUCUGCUGUCCUACCAGACUCAAUUUGCCAACGGCGACGGCGGCGGUGGUAAACACGCGCAGCCUCCCAAUGGCUGCCAGAAGGGGCUUAAUGGAGGGCCAACCCGACGUGGCGCCACCUCCCGUGAGCUUAGUGGUGAGAUGGGGGGCGAUACCACCAAGGCUUGA
This is a messenger RNA of Pyricularia oryzae 70-15, 795 nucleotides long. RefSeq lists its product as uncharacterized. Lineage: Eukaryota; Fungi; Ascomycota; Sordariomycetes; Magnaporthales; Pyriculariaceae. Bases 1 to 795 code for a protein of 264 amino acids. The transcript has 2 exons. The record is from RefSeq and is a predicted model, not a curated record.